CACUCACAAUAGGAGAAAAGGGAGUCUUGGGUUCUAGAGAAACAAGCAAAUCAGGGAAACAAAAUGGCAGGCAGAUUGAGCGACGUAGCGUCUAGAAUCAUGGGCGGAAACGGCGUCGUUGGCCGCUCCGUCGCCUCCUCUCUUCGCCUUCGGUCCGGUAUGGGCCUCCCUGUCGGAAAACACAUCGUCCCCGACAAACCUCUUCAUGUUAACGAUGAGCUGGUUUGGGACAACGGGACCGCAUUUCCCGAGCCCUGUAUAGAUCGCAUUGCGGAUACAGUUGGAAAGUAUGAAGCAUUGGCUUGGAUGUGCGGGGGUUUGGGAUUUUUCGUGUCUCUGGGAUUGUUGGCCGUGUGGAACGAUAAAGCCUCUAAGACACCAUUUGCACCAAAAGUGCUUCCAUACGACAAUCUACGAGUGGAGCUUGGUGGUGAACCGUAGUUAGAGCUAUGGGCAACUAAUUGAACAGUUAUUGUUGUUCAGUUAUGUGUCUCCUUUUGUUUAUUGGCAUGCUAGGUGUGAACGGUGAAAAUAAUGCACCAUGUUUAUGUGUCGGCAAAACAAACAUCUUCAAACAAAUAGCAAAACAUGGUUUUGUUUGUUUCCCUUCUAUGUUGAUUCUGAUGACAAGAUGCAUAAAUUCAUGUUUUGUUUUGUGUUUA
Alnus glutinosa is the source of this 662-nucleotide messenger RNA. RefSeq names its product NADH dehydrogenase [ubiquinone] 1 beta subcomplex subunit 8, mitochondrial. The record is from RefSeq and is a predicted model, not a curated record. The transcript has 4 exons. Bases 64 to 441 code for a protein of 125 amino acids. NCBI's taxonomy places the organism in Eukaryota, Viridiplantae, Streptophyta, Magnoliopsida, Fagales, Betulaceae.